UUCUCAUCAACUCAGAAACAAAUAUAAUAAAUAAAUAACUUCAGUUUCAACAAAUUCUCUUAAUUCUUCUUUUUUUAUCUGAAUUUUUAAACCUUUUUUUUUUUGUUUUUUUUUAUCAUCAUGGGUGUUAUUACUUAUGAAUCAGAAUUCACUUCCACUAUUGCUCCUGCUAGGCUAUUCAAGGCUUUUGUUCUUGAUGCAGACAACCUCAUUCCAAAGGUUGCUCCAAACGCAGUUAAAUCCGUAGAAAUCAUUGAAGGAGAUGGUGGGGCCGGAUCCAUCAAGAAGGUCCACUUCGGCGAAGGAAGCCAUCUCAGCUAUGUGAAGCACAAAAUUGAAGUGAUUGACAAAGACAACUUCGUCUACGCCUACAGUUUGAUCGAAGGCGAUGCUUUGACAGACAAACUUGAGAAGAUCUCGUACGAGACCAAGUUCGUAGCAGCUGAUGGAGGAUCCAUCAUCAAGAGUGUUAGCAAAUACCACACCAAGAGCGACGACCACGGUAUCACCGAGGACAAAAUCAAGGAAGGGAAAGAAAAGGCUUCUCAUCUCUUCAAGGUUGUUGAGAAGUACCUCCAAGAGAAUCCUAAUGAAUACAACUAAAUUAUAAAAAAAAAAAAGGCUCUUUGUUUAUAUUAUCUGAGUGUGGCUUUUCAUCAUGGUGUUCCAUGGGGUUUGAUAAUAAGGAUUUUGCUGUUGUGAUCAUGCAGUAACUGUUGCUUGUGGUUUUCUCUCUGCUUGUAUUAAGGUUUCAUAGUGAAAGUAAAACUGUAUCGGUUUCUUAUAAUAUUAUAAACAUAAUCAAAAGUAUCCUGUAAUUGCUAUAUACAUCUAUAUAUAUAUUGCCAAAUAAUUGGUUUAUUAA
Molecule: messenger RNA, 865 nt
Organism: Ziziphus jujuba (common jujube)
Lineage: Eukaryota; Viridiplantae; Streptophyta; Magnoliopsida; Rosales; Rhamnaceae
Product: major strawberry allergen Fra a 1.05
Exons: 2
Coding region: 121-603 (160 amino acids)
Biological process (GO): abscisic acid-activated signaling pathway; defense response
Cellular component (GO): cytoplasm; nucleus
Molecular function (GO): signaling receptor activity; abscisic acid binding; protein phosphatase inhibitor activity
Source: RefSeq, a predicted model, not a curated record